AUGACUGGGCUCGAAGAGAUGAAGGACAUGGAGGCCGACAUGAAGAAGUGGGAGGUCAUCUCCGUAUAUGUCGGUACCCGCAACGCCAAGCAGGUUCAGACCCACGCCCAGAAGUGUUUGAAAAACGAGCAGGAGGGAAUUUGCUUCCCGCCAAAGAAACGCAUGUACGUAAAUUAA
Molecule: messenger RNA, 177 nt
Organism: Ectocarpus siliculosus
Lineage: Eukaryota; Phaeophyceae; Ectocarpales; Ectocarpaceae
Source: the annotation of a GenBank genome assembly